Molecule: messenger RNA, 248 nt
Organism: Medioppia subpectinata
Lineage: Eukaryota; Metazoa; Arthropoda; Arachnida; Sarcoptiformes; Oppiidae
Source: the annotation of a GenBank genome assembly
AUGCGGUGCGUUAACGGCCGGUUCAGUAGCUGUGGCACCGCCUGUCCCACCACGUGCCAGAACUUACGCCGUCCACCAGAAGUUUGUGCAGCCGUAUGUGUGGCCGGUUGUGUCUGUAACCCGGGUUACGUACGCCGGAAUAGAAAUAGUAACGUAUGCGUGAGAUCCAGAAAUUGCAUUAGGCGCUACGGUUGAUUGACUGGUGCUUAAAUGAAUAAUGGCAAUGGUCAUUUAGAUUCUAGGGGGAG